GAGUGGCAUACCACCCAGGCAGCUAGACAGACCUUGGGAAAAAAGAUAGGAGCCAAUAAGCUCUUAGUUUCCGAAAACGUGCCUCAAGCUAAAAAGCAAUUUAAAUAACACCAGAGAAACUUUCGGGACCUUAUCAGCUUCUUGACAGAUUCGAACAUCCCACUGCUAAUCAAAGCAUGGCUAUUCUUUUUAGAAAUUAGUUCAAAAACAGCAUUCACUGAGUACGGAUGCUAAAAAAUAUAAUCUCUAACAAAAAUGUUGCUGAAAUAUUUUCCAUUACUUUUCUUGGCCCAGAUUUUAAUAGUGGCAGCGAAACCAACUCAUCCAGUGCCGUCGAAUUCCGAUGAUCCGAGGAGGAGACAAGCCGAGGAGGAGACAGUCAAUCUAUGCAACUCCCUGAUGCGUUCUCAGAUAACUUUUUUCACGGAAGUAAAGGCCCAACUCAAUCCGCAGACGAAGCGAUCCCAGGAUAUCAGUCUUUAUCUGACGCAGUUAAACGCACUCAUUGCAGAGGACGAUCUACAAAAAAAGGGUCAAAUGAUUCAGAACAUUUCAGAAGAGUUCCAAGGAUCCCCCUUACUGCUAAACAACGAAUCUGAGACCGGUCUCAGCGACAAUCAAUACGAGGACCUGCUUCGCGGUCAAAAACUAAAUGAAAUGAAAACUAAGAUGAAAGCUGAUUUCACUGAUUAUUUCUGGAAAAUGACCAAGCUCACCUUAAGAAUCUUUGGUUAAGGCAUAUCGGAUUUCAAACCUUAAGUUCCAAUAAACACUGUUAAAUUGAUCAAAUGGUAUAUUUUAUUUUGCAUAAUAAUUAAAAAUGCAACGACCAAAAUGUAUUUAUAAAGCAACACCAAGCUUACUUGACACACUUUGUAUCAAAAUUUCCA
This is a messenger RNA of Drosophila rhopaloa, 890 nucleotides long. RefSeq lists its product as uncharacterized. The transcript is spliced from 3 exons. NCBI's taxonomy places the organism in Eukaryota, Metazoa, Arthropoda, Insecta, Diptera, Drosophilidae. The coding region runs from base 256 to 735 and encodes 159 amino acids. The record is from RefSeq and is a predicted model, not a curated record.